Molecule: messenger RNA, 867 nt
Organism: Exophiala dermatitidis NIH/UT8656
Lineage: Eukaryota; Fungi; Ascomycota; Eurotiomycetes; Chaetothyriales; Herpotrichiellaceae
Exons: 4
Coding region: 1-867 (288 amino acids)
Source: RefSeq, a predicted model, not a curated record
AUGGUCGGUACAGCAGAUCCGUACUACAACCGCAAGCAAGUGCCUGAUGAAUUGAUCAGAGACGUUGGCCUGACUGGGCUGACCCCGCAAGAAGAGCACUGGAACCGUGAACGCAAAUACAGCGUCAAUGGAGCGGAUGUUAGACGCUUCAGCAGCGGUAAAAGGGGUAGCCUGGAACCACGCGACGAUCCAUACUAUGGCCGGAGACGGCUCUCGAAGGCUGAGAUCGCGGACGUUGGAGAGACUGGUCUGACACCAGAGGAAGAACAUUUGAACCGAGAGCGAAAGUAUAGCGUCAAUGGCAUCGAUGUCAGAAAAUUCAGCAUGAGUCGGAAGGGUGGUCUAGAGCCUCAAGACGAUCCGUAUUAUUCACGGAAACGAGUAUCGAAAGCCGAGAUCUCCGGCGUAGGCGAGACCGGCAUGACCCCUGCCGAACAGUUCGAGGUUCGGGAGCGGAAACAGUCCCUCUUCCAGCUGUCCGGCGACCCUUUCGACCUUGUUGCCGGCCGGCACCGACAGUCGGUGUCAGGAGUGGCGAGUGGAGCGUCAGACGCCGCCACCCGACGGCGAAGCUCUGCAGUCGCUCCAGAUAUCGUGCCAGCCAUGGCGUCGCACAGCGGUUACCAUGGUGAGAAGCUUGCCACGAUCCAGAGUCGCCCCGAGGUUCCACCCCAAAGUUUUAACACCACCGCCUUCGGUGACAAUGGUGCAAGCAGUGGCUCUUCUGGUAGUCGAGAUCCCAGUGCCCUUGGCAAUGGUGCAGAGGGGCAACAUCACAUUUACCACGAUAUCGUGACGAGCGGACGCCCUCACCGAGCUCACGUCGACGACGACCCAGAUAGCGUGGCCCCUGACGAGGUUAGGUGA